AAUGCUUCUGUACUGGGAAGUGCUUUAUUGGUAUGGGAAAUUGUAUGUGUGACUUUCUCACUUUUUUUAAGAAAAAAUUAAAGGUCAAAGUUUGGGUUUUAAUUCUCCUGAUAACAGUAUUAAAAAAGUAUGAAUAUUAGAAUGUCGUGACGAAUUGGUGCUUUUCUGAUUGCCAUAUAUUCCAUAAUAGAAAUAGCAAUAGUUUCUGCACGUACAGAUCAGCAAAUGGCCAGUUAGGGUUUUUGUUGUCAUUGCUGUUGUACAUGUAAUUCUCCUAUAUACAAUAUAAAAAACAUGCAGAAAAUUUAACGAUGUAUUUGAGCAUAUUUAAAUUAGGAAAAUACCAGGCAAGAUGUUUCUUUUUGUAAACUGCUUCUGUCCAAAGCAUUCUGUAUAUUAUCAGAAUGAAAAAUGACAGCACUUUGUCAUCUGUUCAAAUUGAUAUUGCACUCUAUGCAAUGACAGCUGAAAAGGCCCACAGGUGCCAUAUAAAGAGGUGACCAUGUUGUCAUAUUUCAUUUCGGCAUCCCUCUGCAAAGCCAUAAUUACCUAAUUAGGUUGUUAAUUAGGAGAUUAGCAUUUCACUAUAUUGAUAGAAUGCUCUUUACCGGCGUGGGGCUAGAUACAGAUUUGUCUGCCCUAAUUUAUAAUCUCUGCCGUUUUUGUACUUAUUUAUUUGCUUAAGUUCCUGAUGUGGGGCAAUUCGGUUUACCUGAGAAACAGUUUGUUUAUAAGCUAAUGAAGCUAUGAUCACUGGAUUAAAGUUGCUGAGUUAAAAUGUGAACCAAAUUAAAAGGAUGGUUACAUCCCCAAAAUGAUAAUAAAUAUUCUGAGUUGGUAGAACCUGUAUUCUCAUUAGCAUAGGCAACAAAUACAUGAUAAGAUAUAAAACUGUUAGUAUGAAAAAAAAAUCCGAAAUAUAAAAACUAAGUCUGAAAUGUGAUAGAUAUUUAAUAUAUCCUAAACUAGGUGAAGGAAAUUAUUUAGUUAUCUUGAAUAACAAAUGUCUGUCAUUUAUACUGGAGACUUAUAAAAUAUGUUAAGUAUUUUGAACAUGUUUCAGAAACUGAAGCUUGGUAAAUAACUUUGGAACAAAUACAUUCAGUCUUCAGUUUAGACUUCUUUAGAUAGUCAUCAUGCAUCAGGGUUUAUUUCAUUUGUACCUUCUGUCCAUUAGUCUGUGCUUGGAACAUUCUCUUCUCACGGCCUUUGCAGUCCUGAGUGCUUAUGGAAUUUGAAGUAUUUCAUAGCACCCUUCACUUGGUGAACUAUUUGGAGGAGGUGAGCACGUGAAACAAUAUGAAGAGGAGAAAAUAGCCUUUUAAGGAGAUUGGCCCACAGAAAGGAUGGCCUUCUUGGACAAUCCAACUAUCAUUCUAGCUCAUAUUCGACAGUCACAUGUGACCAGUGAUGACACAGGAAUGUGUGAGAUGGUUCUCAUUGAUCAUGAUGUUGACCUAGAGAAGAUUCAUCCUCCUUCAAUGCCUGGAGACAGUGGGUCAGAAAUUCAGGGAAGCAAUGGUGAGACUCAGGGCUAUGUAUAUGCCCAGUCAGUCGAUAUUACCUCAAGUUGGGACUUUGGUAUUAGAAGACGCUCAAAUACAGCUCAAAGAUUAGAACGACUCCGAAAAGAGAGACAAAACCAGAUCAAAUGCAAAAAUAUUCAGUGGAAAGAAAGAAAUUCUAAGCAAUCAGCCCAGGAGUUAAAGUCACUAUUUGAAAAAAAGUCCCUCAAAGAGAAACCUCCAAGUUCUGGAAAGCAGUCAAUAUUAUCUGUACGACUGGAGCAGUGCCCUCUACAGCUGAAUAACCCCUUUAAUGAGUAUUCCAAAUUUGAUGGCAAGGGUCAUGUCGGCACAACAGCAACCAAGAAGAUCGACGUCUACCUCCCCCUGCACUCGAGCCAGGACAGACUUCUGCCAAUGACUGUGGUGACAAUGGCCAGCGCCAGGGUGCAGGACCUGAUCGGGCUCAUCUGCUGGCAGUACACAAGUGAAGGACGGGAGCCGAAGCUCAAUGACAAUGUCAGUGCCUACUGCCUGCAUAUCGCUGAGGAUGAUGGGGAGGUUGACACAGACUUCCCCCCACUGGAUUCCAACGAGCCCAUUCAUAAGUUCGGCUUCAGUACUUUGGCCCUGGUUGAAAAGUAUUCAUCUCCUGGUCUGACAUCCAAAGAGUCACUCUUUGUGCGGAUAAAUGCUGCUCAUGGAUUCUCCCUUAUUCAGGUGGACAACACAAAGGUCACCAUGAAAGAAAUCUUGCUUAAGGCAGUGAAACGAAGAAAAGGAUCCCAGAAAGUUUCAGCCAGUGCCCAAAACAGCACCGAUCCACGCCAGCCCCGUCCAUCCCCAGGAAACCCAACCAACCCCAACCCAGAGAUGGAGCUGUCUUGUGAUUAUCGAAGCAGUGGGGACACAUGGAGUCAGUUGGAGGUGGACCUCCCAGUCUGCUUUGGAGGAGGAGGCCCUCAGUACCGCCUGGAGAAGCAGAGUGAGCCCAAUGUCGCCGUGGACCUGGAAAGCACUUUGGAGAGCCAGAGCGCAUGGGAGUUCUGCCUGGUCCGCGAGAACAGUUCAAGGGCAGACGGGGUUUUUGAGGAGGAUUCACAAAUUGACAUAGCUACAGUACAGGAUAUGCUGAGCAGUCACCAUUACAAGUCAUUCAAAGUCAGCAUGAUCCACAGACUGCGAUUCACCACCGAUGUCCAGUUAGGUAUCUCUGGAGACAAAGUAGAGAUAGACCCUGUUACGAAUCAGAAAGCCAGCACUAAGUUUUGGAUUAAGCAGAAACCCAUCUCAAUCGAUUCUGACCUGCUCUGUGCCUGUGACCUUGCUGAAGAAAAAAGCCCCAGUCAUGCAAUAUUUAAACUCACGUAUCUAAGCAAUCAUGACUAUAAACACCUCUACUUUGAAUCUGACGCUGCUACCGUCAACGAAAUCGUACUCAAGGUGAACUACAUCCUGGAAUCACGAGCAAGCACUGCCCGGGCUGACUAUUUUGCUCAAAAACAAAGAAAACUGAACAGACGUACAAGCUUCAGCUUCCAGAAGGAGAAGAAAUCAGGGCAGCAAUGACACCGGCCUCCAACCCCAAUCUGUCGCCGUAGCUCAGAGCCUGCCUGCCGGGGCCAGGUGGCCCUAGAGCCCACCCCGUGUCCCGCAGUCCUCAGGGGCAGGCCAGCCCCUGGCUCACGGCCACAAGGCUGGGGGGCUCUUGGGGAACGGAGCCGGGGACAUCUCCACGGGACCGAAGCCUGAGCGGCAGUGGCUUUGAUGAGCAGUGCCAGGGGCCAGAACACAGACACCCCGCCCAGCCGUCUUCACUGCCCGACGGCCCUGCUGAGGAUGUACAUAGCCAUGCCCAGACAUUUCCUUGCAACUUGAUCAAAUUUCUUAAAACAAACGAAGAACAAAAAUGUACAUUUCUUUUUUUUUUUUUUCCUUUUAAUAAACAGGUGUACUCUUUACCACGGUUGGUAUGACGGGCCAUUCUUUGGGGCAGAGGAUUGAUCAUGUCAUUCUCUUUAAAAUCUGUUCCCAUAUUGAACAAGCAGAUUGGAAAAGCUAUGGCUCGAUUUCUCAGAAGAAAUGUUUAGGGCUUAGUCAAUAGUUUUAACUACACCAUUUGUUUAAAUGAGUGCAUUGCUUUGAGGAUAGUAUCUUACUAAAGUUAGGAAGGGGAGCCGGCGAUGUGUGUCCCAGGCUGUGCCCCUUCAGGCGUCACCUCUCGCCCGCUCAUCCCAGAACCUCUUGGUUUUAGAGACGCGGCACUGCGUGCAGUUUAUUCCCGGGGCGCCGGGAGAAUGGGGUGACGGCUGGUCUUCGGGUCACGCUGAGCUCCCGGCACAAGCGGGCCUUUCCAUUUCUUAAAUAGCAAGUGUCCGUUUCAGCUAGCAAUUAGACCUGCAUGUGGACUUCUCCUGGAAUUGGGAGAGUCUCUGCUCUACUGACUCAGAAGGGCCCCCGCUCUCCUUCCUCCUGUCCACACAGUGCCUGCCUUCUUGUCUGAGCAGGCGGGAUGCUGCUUUGUCUCACUCUGUCAGGGCGCGGUGAGCAGAGAUGGCAGGGCAGAGGGACGCCUGCUCCCCCGGGUCCGACUGCGCAGGUGGGGGGCGGGCAAGGAUCGAGCAUCGCUGACACCACACCUCUGGCCACACCAGAUGCCUCUGCGGUCCUCACCAGCCACUCCAGGGUCCCUCCCAGGGUGACGUCCUUUCGCACGGUCCCCGGCCAGGGUCGAGGACCGGAUGUUUCACUGAGGACCCGCGUUUCAAACAGUUUUUUAAAUUGUUGUACAGGAAGAGAUGUGACGAAAACAGCAUCUCGAAGUCGAGUGUGUUUCUUUGCACUGGGGGCAUUUUAAUGAAUUCCUCUUUCAUUCUGAUCUUUGUUCAGCCAACAGAAGCAUCCUUUUCUAACGUCUUCCAUUCCUACCCACCCCAGAAACAAAAGAAAUAUUAUUUGUAGCUUGCUAUCUGUAUUUGGAUUUUUAGCAAUUUUAUAUUUAGAUACCUUUGAAAAAUGUAAAUGACUAAUUUGGUCAUUAAAUCUUGUGACAUAUUCAAUAUUAAAACGAUAUUAAAAUAAAAGUCAUAUAAAUACCA
Molecule: messenger RNA, 4603 nt
Organism: Panthera uncia (snow leopard)
Lineage: Eukaryota; Metazoa; Chordata; Mammalia; Carnivora; Felidae
Gene: MAPKAP1
Product: MAPK associated protein 1
Exons: 13
Coding region: 1347-3074 (575 amino acids)
Biological process (GO): TORC2 signaling
Cellular component (GO): TORC2 complex; cytoplasm; plasma membrane
Molecular function (GO): phosphatidylinositol-4,5-bisphosphate binding
Source: RefSeq, a predicted model, not a curated record